Rhodofomes roseus is the source of this 3632-nucleotide messenger RNA. Its product is annotated as VRR-NUC domain-containing protein. NCBI's taxonomy places the organism in Eukaryota, Fungi, Basidiomycota, Agaricomycetes, Polyporales, Fomitopsidaceae. The record is from RefSeq and is a predicted model, not a curated record. The transcript is spliced from 13 exons. Gene Ontology annotation, biological process: interstrand cross-link repair. Gene Ontology annotation, cellular component: nucleus. Bases 105 to 3332 code for a protein of 1075 amino acids. Gene Ontology annotation, molecular function: flap-structured DNA binding; 5'-3' exonuclease activity; 5'-flap endonuclease activity.
GCAUUGGUCGAGACCCCACUGCGCCAGUCAUUCGCGACGCAAAGUAUAGAUUCACUGGAAGGCCUGCGCAAUUGCAAUGUCCAUCGGGUGGGGCCCGUGAUGUUAUGUACGCGUCGCGCGCGCGUCGUUACGGAACGCGAGAGUCACAACCUGUCACGCUUGCGCGUUACCGUCGCGUCUCGUCAAGGUCGGGUGGCGGCGACCUCCUGUCUGCAUUACGUCUGGACUCUGGAGAACUGCUCCUUGACCUUAUACCCCCAUCACCACCCAAUCUGUCGUCCACACCCUCCCCGACGCCCUCAGACCCGCGCUGUUCAAUCCCACGCACGCAAGUCGGCAUGCUACCAAAGUCCCCUACGGCGAUGGUGGCGGAGACCCUACUUUUCGGAAGCGGUCCCGAGGAAGGCCCUGAGCGUGUGGAUCCAGGUUCUAUGGAAGCCGCUGUAGUGGAUGGGACAGAUGGCACGGAAGCCCGUGUGUCGAUGUAUGUUUCGCUGUUCGAAGACAUGGUGUCCACGGUUUUGGCCAAGGAGCACUGCCUGUUCACCCUUGACGAAAUUGCAUGUCUAGGAAGAUAUAGCAAGCUAUCUUACCAUGCACGCUACCUCUUGGUCCGGCUCUGUCUGCGCAAGGCAGACAAAUGGCAUAGGCUCAGUGCCCUCAAGUACGAGGGAGAACUGGGGAACAACGUACGACCCGCCAUUGCGGAGUUAUGUGGCAAGGCACAUUCGCCAGCAGCCGGGAACGCAUCAUCAGUGAAGGCCGAAGUCAAAGUUGAACAGGAGGCUGAGCCACUGUCGCUCAGCCAUGAGCCUCCCUGGGACCCGGCAAAGAUAGGUCAGGUAGACCCUGCUGUCAAGAUUGAGUCGACCGAACCCAAAGUCAAAACCGAAGAGCCGGAAAUUAUCGACUUGACAUCAGGGACAGAUGCCGAUGAACUGCCGCAAAUAGGGGCUCCUCCGCUCGCUCGAAAGCCGAGAGAAGAAUUUGAACAAGGGCCGGUCCCAGGUUCUGUACAUGCAUCAUUUGCAGAAGACGAGUCUGGGGCGACCUUACGCGAACUCCUGGAGUGCCUCGCGGUCGAAGAGCUGAAGGCGACCGCAAAGCAAUUCAAGGUAAAGGGCUCUUCGAAGGAUGUUCUCAUUGACGAGCUGAUCCGCACAUGCUCUGGCCAAGCUACACUGGGGUUCUUUCUCGGUCAGCCGAAGAAACGAAGUAAGAAAGGGAAUAGCACCGUUCUCACUCAGAGUAAUGUCUUCCUCUCUGGUCGGACGCAAGCGGACAGACUGCGAGCAGUCGUCAUGAAGACGCUCGAGACUUGUGUGCGCAUUAAUGACCACAUCAUUAAGCUCCUACGGCGCAUCAACCUUGUAUAUUUCCGCAAGACCCAGCAGGCACCAUCGAUGCUCACAGAAUCUAUCCUCGCCUAUGCCCGCAAACGGUCAUAUACGUCUUACCAGUACGAUCGCACGCCCACGAUAUGGCCUUCAAGGGCCGCUCUCUUAGCGUAUGAGGAGGCACUCGAGAAAGAAGCACAAGUCGAUGCAAUACUAGAUGGCACUUCCAAUGCCUCGUUCCGCGUGCGUUCAUCAACAAGCCGAACCCCAGGUCCAGCUGCCAAGAGGGUUAAGACGCCGGUCACACCUCGCAAGAACGACAAGGGCAAGGCUGAGGAUGCGAUGGACGUCGACAACCGACCUGGUGCGGAGAACGAAAACUUGGAACUGGACGGGCCUACAAAGCGGAAGGCGCGUGCUCUCAAGCCUAUUUUCCAAGACGUAUACGAGCAGUGGAAGAACAUGGUCCAAGUCAAGGCUGAGGUGGCCGGUCGGCCUAGGGGACUUGAACGUUUUGACUGCGGCCAUGUCCUCACACGAGUCGUCUGCAAGGGUUCUGCGGCACUCGGUAUGCUUGGCGAACACGAGUAUGAGCUUGAAGUCCUCGAGGCGCUUCUUGCUCAGCGGCGGUGGCGGCGCGGACGCCGAGGACGAUGGUACGAGCGUCGAGCGCUGCUCCUGAUGAAGUUUCAGCGGUACGAAGUCGCGAAAGCGGCUGUCAUCGAGGCGCUAGAAGAUGAUGACACACACAUUGUAUUCCGCCCGAAACUCGAACGUAGACUGACGACCCUUGAAAAGCGACUCAAGGUGCCCGAAGAAGAGCGUCACACCUGUGAAGGCAAACUCGAGAAAGCCGCUGUGGUUCAGAUGACAGGGACACGAGUGUACCACCGAGAAACGAGCCUGAAGUUGGAUCCCUUUGGCCGGAACAUCAACAAAGCCUCUAAAGCGCCUGCUCAGGGCACGCGCAACGAUGUCCGGGUCCAGACAUCGAUACCGUCCGAUUGGGUGCAACCAGGUGUUGUACCCCUUGAGAAGCAUCCUCCCGAGGCAGGACCGAAGUGGACAGGCAAAUCCAUUUGGAUAGGUAGAGACGGGGAGGAGGUCACCGUCGAGAUGCUGGCCCUCCAGCACUACGAGGAGCAAGGCUUCCGAGGAUUUCAUUGUGAAGGGCGGGUCGUAAAAACCCUCUUUGGCCUUCUCUUGUGGGACAUCAUCUUCGCAAACAUCCCUGGCGCAUUCGAGACGCCAUAUCAGCAUGCUCCUCUCGAUAUUGUCGAGGACACCUUCUACUAUACGAGGCAACAUCUUAUCGAUCCGCGUUUGGAGGAACUGAAAUCUGGACAAGGCCCAGAGAUCAUAGAACGCGUCUUCACCGAACACGGCGAGAAGAAGACUUGGUGCGUCGGCGUGCAGUGGGAUCUAUUCGAGAAGAACGACUUGCUUGAGAUUGCAGAGUGUCUCGGAGGUGUCGCACUUGUUGUGAUCUGUCGACUGAUGUGCGAAGACUAUGCUGGCCGCACAGGCGGUGUCCCAGACUUGAUCGUCUGGCACUCGGCCACUCGGGAAAGCAAGUUUGUCGAGGUCAAAGGUCCAGGAGACAAACUGCAGGAGAAUCAGAAGGUCUGGAUCGAUGUCCUCCUGCAAGCUGGUGUUGUGGUGGAGGAAUGUCGUGUGGUCGAACAGGGCGCCGAAUCUACUACAGCAAAGAAGAGCAAGAAGAAAGCGACACGUCCCUUGAAGCGGAAACGCGUGGCAUCUGAUUCCGAAGAGGAUCCAGUUGAGCCUGAGUCUGAAGACGAGGAAGAGGUCGACUAUUCGCAGUUGGACGCAGGUGCAGCCGUCGGUCGCGCCUCCCCACCGUCCACCCCGAAGAAGCCGCCUCCACGGAAGAUUGUCAACCGCGCAGAGGUCGUCAUCACCACGAGUCCGGCUCAGGUGUACGCGUCCGCGAAGAAGCGCAGGCGAGCACGUAGCAUGUCGCCUGAGGUCUGACUGCCGAAGGAGCCCUAUUAUUAUUCGUAUCAUAUAUAUUGUAGCCAUAGCGUGCUCUCACUCUGCUCUGUAUCAUUCUCGCGCGCUGUAUGUUUGAUAAGGUGACUUACUGUGGCCUGGUUCCAUUCUUGCCGGCCUCAUAGUGUACAGUGCUGUGGGCAUAUCAUCCUACUGCGCAAUCCUUGAACUCGAGUGGCCUUGCGAUAAGUAGCUGGCGAAGGCGAAAGUAACCCUGUCAUUCUUCAAGUAGCAACGGAUCGGAUGCACGCAUCUUCGACCACGGUAUUGCCUGAUGUUUCG